UCUCACCUUCCUGCUUUGCGAGGAAAAGCGCCCUCUCUUUCGCUCUUGUUGGUUUUAUAUAUACACCGCCCUUUUCACCCGACUGCUGCAGCAACACCCAUAAUUUGAGAUUCUCUUUUCCUCCUUUUCCUCUCUUCGUCUUAUAGCUGGUGAUCUUUCAGAGACCCUUUAAUUCUUCACGUGUCAUCGCCGAGGUUGUUGGUUCAGCUAAGCCCACUCAUGUCAUCCGCACUCGUUCGCUUUAUCUUUUGAUGUGCUUGAUCGAAAGAUGAAGAACCAGUAGGCACCCAUCUUUUGGUUUCGGCAACAAUCGCCUUACCGUCCGAAUAGUUUGUGGAGAUAAGGUCUUUGUAGCUGUAGCUUUGUUGGGUCUGAUCUUGUGAAAAUGGAGAGGGUCAUCAACUGGGAACAACACAACCUGAUCAACGAGCUGGCCCAGGGAAAGGAGCUGGCGAAACAGCUGAGUGACCACCUCGUCAGCUCGUCGUCGUCCCGCGAGACGCGCCAGUUCUUGGUCGAGAAGAUACUCUCUUGCUACCAGAAGUCGCUCGCAAUGCUGAAUUACGAUGCUUUCAUGGGGGAGCACAGGCCCACCUUCAGCAUUGGGACUAGUGGCAGCCCCAACAAUGAGGGGGACGUCUACAAAAAGAGGAAGACUAUGCCGCGGUGGACAGAGCAGGUUCGGGUCAACUCAGACACCGGACUAGAGGGGCAUCCUGAAGAUGGUUAUAACUGGAGAAAAUAUGGGCAAAAGGAGAUUCUUGGAGCCAAUUACCCUCGGGGAUAUUACAGAUGCACUCACCGUAAUGUCCAAGGCUGUUUGGCUACGAAGCAAGUCCAGAGAUCAGACCAAGAUCCAACUGUCGUCGAAGUCACAUAUCGGGGACGACACACUUGUAUCCAAGCCCGCAAUUCAGCCAUUAGUCCGACCCCAAUCGUUAAGGAAGAGCCUCCAAAAGAAACCACAAACCGUCAAGAAAAGCCCAAACCGUCUCUAGAGACCCUUUUAAGCUCCAAAUGGGGACUCAGCGUUAAAACUGAGAACUUGGACGCGAGGCAGGAUGAUGUGUUCCCAUCGUUUCCCUUCUCCACCACCGCAGUUGAGCCUGAGAAUGGAGAGGGAGAUUACUUUGCUGAUGCGCUGAUGGACGACAGCUUCCUGGACAAGUUCUACUUCUGCGCUCCCAACAACGCGCAGACGUCGGAGUCCGGCCUAACGGAGAUAGUUUCAGCUCCGACUUCGGUCACCAAUUCCCCAAUGGGGGACCCAGCUUUCUCGCUAGGCAAGGUCGAUUUCGACUUGGAUUUUCCGUUCGACAAUCCGGAUUUCUUCUCAUGAUUCAAGAGGCUGAGCUGUGUCAGCAGGAGUAGGGGAAGAUUCGGAUUUCAGUUCGUGGACAAUAUUGAAGGAGGUGACCAACCAAAUUGGUAGCAAACCAGGCCAUCUAAGUAUGGUCCCUCUAUAAUGGCCAGGAGAGUUUCUGCUUAGAUUUCACCAAACAAAUGUGUAAUUUUUGUACCCUUUUGUUUUCUGUUUUGUUGUUUCCCCCUUUUUUUGUUCAGUUUGAUUGAGCUUAUUCUUAGAAAGUUAGGAGUAUAACGUCAUCUUCACGUGAAGAUAUCGAACUGCAAGAUUGCAGCUUGUAAAGUGUUGAAUGUUAUCUUUUGCCCAAAUUCAGAGAAGAAAAUUUGAUCCGGAGG
Messenger RNA from Syzygium oleosum, 1701 nucleotides. Its product is annotated as probable WRKY transcription factor 41. NCBI's taxonomy places the organism in Eukaryota, Viridiplantae, Streptophyta, Magnoliopsida, Myrtales, Myrtaceae. Gene Ontology annotation, biological process: regulation of DNA-templated transcription. The coding region runs from base 386 to 1339 and encodes 317 amino acids. The transcript is spliced from 3 exons. Gene Ontology annotation, cellular component: nucleus. The record is from RefSeq and is a predicted model, not a curated record. Gene Ontology annotation, molecular function: transcription cis-regulatory region binding; DNA-binding transcription factor activity.